UACUCCAAAGUGUAUGUGAGGGGUAUAUUACUCGAAAGCAGACCCGUAAGCAAUCAACUGGAUGCGGAAGGCCUCUUGCUUCAGGUUGAUGACCUUCACCUGUGUGCUGGAGCAAUGGAUUUGAAAGAAUACACUGAAGAAUAUUUCACACCAAGCCUCAGACGUCAUGCUGUUAUAAGAGACAAAACUUAUUUCAGCAGCAACUGCCUUACCACAGUGCAAAUAGGUGGACAGUGUCCCUCCUGCAAAUACUUUAGGAAAAGUCUACUUGCAGGAAAGUCGAGAGUACGACGAAGUGUUGCAAAGCAAACGCAACCCAUUGCCCAAAAGUUUAAGCUGCUACGACAGAAAAACAGGCGGCUGUCAUCACGCUUGAACACUGUGUCUGAGGACCUCGAAAGACUGCAGAAGAGGGCUGCUGCAUUGAAAGAAGAAGUGUUGGAAGAAAAGAUAUCAAAUCUCCCACCAAGACAGCAGGAGGCGGUUAGGCACUGCUUUUCUGCUGCCAAAGUCAGAAGUAAAGGCACCAGAUACAGCAAGAAAUGGGUGCUUGAAUGCAUAAUCAUGAAAAUGAAAAGCCCAAAACUCUAUGAGCAUCUUCGUAAAAACCAAAUAAUGUGCCUGCCAAGUAGAUCCACUUUGAAACGUUAUCUAGCUUCAUACCGGUCAACUUUUGGCUUCAACAGCAAAGUCUUGCGACAGCUGAAAGCAAAAACUGUCGGCAUCGACCCCUUCAGGAGGCACGGAGGCAUCAUAAUUGAUGAGCUAAAGUUGUCCGAACACUUGUCGGUAAAGCAGAAUGGCGUGAUAGAAGGCUUUGUGGAUCUUGGACAAUUUUCAACCCCUGCACAGAGGCAUACAGUGUCUGAUCAUGGAAUGGUGGUCCUUUUUGUGCCAUUUGUUGGCAAGUGGAGCCAAAUAAUCGGUUCCUUUGCCACAAGUGGCAACAUGAAAGCAGAAGUACUGGCAAAAGUCAUUACGGAGGCUACUAUUCUCGCAGAAAAUAGUGGGCUGUUCGUGGACUUCGUCACUUGUGAUGGGGCCAGUUGGAAUCGCAAAAUGUGGAAAAUCAUGGGAAUAGGGGGUGGUGCAACAUAUGUGAACUGUAAUGUUCAGCAUCGAGUCGACUCCUCUAGAAGCCUGUUCUUUCUGUCAGACUUCCCGCAUCUGAUCAAGUGUCUCCGGAACUCCCUUUUGAAAAAUGGAUUUGAUACUCCAGAUGGUCUUGUCACAGUGGAGCAUGUGAAGGAGGCGUACAAGAUAGACGCAUCUAGCCUGACAUUGAAAGCCAUGACUGGAAUCACUCAACGUCAUCUUGCACCAAACAACUUUGAGAAGAUGCGUGUGACAUAUGCCUUCCAGCUGUUUGGCAAAAAAGUGCUACAAGGGCUUCACCUUUAUAAGGCAGAGCUUGAGAAGAAAUAUGGCAGUGUGACGGCAACACAGACCUUCUUCAAGCGCAUACGUACACUCAUAGAUGGGAUGACAUCUCGGUUCCCAGCGGAGGCUCUUCGACCCAGCUCACAGCGACUGACGGCACUGAAAGACUUCCUAGUAUUUCUCAACCAAUGGGAGCGACAUGCAAAGCACACAAGAAGAUUCUUGAGCGACUCCACUGCUACUGGUCUCCGUGUUACGAUAACUAGCACAAUAGGUCUGCUUACGUAUGUCACUGAGAAACUGAACUACAAGUACCUAAUGACAUCCAAAUUAAGCCAGGACCCUUUAGAAAAUUUAUUUGGAAUCAUUAGACAGUCAUCAGGCAGCAACGAACACCCAACCCCGACCCAGUUUUUAAUAAUAGUCAACUGCCUUUCGUUCUAUGGACUUGUGAAGUGUGUUUCUGAAGGUAACUGCGAGGAAAACACACUAGCCUCACUGCUAGAUAUUUCAGAUGAAGAAAGGACUGAGCCAUGUCGGAGCCACAGCCAACGCCAAACACAAGAGGCAACUAAAACUGCACAAGUGCGAGACCAAGACCAGCAGAGUGCAACGCUUGAUCAUAACCAGCACAUAGCAAAAAGCGAUUCUCGCCUAAUUUUUCAUAUUGCUGGGUAUGUUGUGCGGAAGUGUGUCAUAAAAGCAAGCUGCCAAGACUGCUUUGACCUCGUUACGAUGCAAAAGCCAGACGAAAACUUUCAGCUUGUCCGUUAUACGAGGUUCAGUGACAAUGGAGGGCUCCUGUAUCCAUCUGCAAAACUUUAUGGUUUCGUGCAAAACCUUGAGGACCUCUUUACAGAGUGUUUUAGUUGCACCAAGCUGUCUGCUGACAGUGUCCUGGACAUGCUAGAAGUGGUGCGAGCAAGGCUUCAUCGUGAAGUUGGUUGCACACUUCACUCUGAAAAAUUGACAAGGGACACUAUAAGGUUUUAUGUUGUUGUGAGAAUUCACUUCUAUGUGAAAGGACUCAACUCGGAGUGUUCACAGAAAAGAGAGAGGGCUAAACAUUUAAAGUUGAGCCGUACAUGAAAGCGUAGUACAAAAGUUGCGGCAUGCUUAUUUGAAAACUUGAAUAAACAAUCAAUCUCCUCUGCAUGAUUUGUGAGGUUAUCCGAAAUUCUGUUGUUUCUAUUUUUAUAUUGCAUGACGUAUUGUUAUUGCAGUCACGACGGCACGUGUGAAAACUGGGAGCGAUGCGAAUUCCAGGACAAUAGAGGUUGCUGUUACAUUGGUACUUGAAGUGGCGCUUGAAGUCAAUUUGUAUUGAACAACUUUACGAGCGCGCUCGAGAAAAGCAAAAGGCGAUUCGUAGUCAAGCACAUAUGUAGGCCACCGUGUAACAGUAUUUGAUCUGGAUUAAGUUCAAUCAGCUUUGACUCAAUGGCACUUGAAAUUGCCCAUUUUGGGAAUAAAAAAAUUAAAUUAGGAGGUUUUACGUGCUGAAAACCACGAUCUGAUUAUGACCGAGGCACGCCAUAGUCGGGGACUCCGGAACAUUUUCUUAGCAGCCCAACACCAUAGCCACUAAGCAACCACGGCGGGUGAACAGGCCCAUUUCGGGAAUCAAUUUGCAGUUAGGUGCGAGCAUUGAAAGUGGUCAGAGGGCUUUGUUUCAGUUUCAUAAAAGCACAAGGACUUAGUAGAUCGAAACAGAACCUCAGCAGGAAAUGCAGAAUAAGCACCUAAUCGAAUAACACCGCACGCUUAUAAGCU
Molecule: messenger RNA, 3153 nt
Organism: Dermacentor silvarum
Lineage: Eukaryota; Metazoa; Arthropoda; Arachnida; Ixodida; Ixodidae
Product: transposable element P transposase
Exons: 4
Coding region: 115-2469 (784 amino acids)
Source: RefSeq, a predicted model, not a curated record